GAAUAAAAGUGAGCGGAAGAGAGAAAUAAUUACCGCAAACGUGUCUUCGCUCAUCACCUAAAUAUUGAUGUACAUUUCCUAACAGCGAUCUAUAUCAGCUAGAAACAUGAGUCUGUAUCCAAAGGUGAUUCUGAUCGGCGAUGCCACAACCCAGAAAUCGUUUGGUCAGCAUAACAACAUCAAUAGUUGGGGUGCAGCUCUCUCACACAGACUGACAAGGAAGUGUGAUGUUUACAACCGUGGAUUUAGUGGUUAUAACACUCACAUGACAAAACAGAUUUUACCAGAACUGAUAACGAAAGGUAUCUCACUAGAGGUCGCUGUGGUCGUUAUAUUCCUUGGUUCAAAUGAUGCUAUACUUGAGGAGUGUUCACCAAAACAACACGUACCAGUGUUGGAAUACAAGGCAAAUCUAAAGGAAAUGGCGCAGUAUUUGUUGACAGUGAGUAUACUAAGGGAAAAGAUAAUUCUGAUAACACCACCACCGCUGGAUGAAGAGAAAUGGGAGAAGGAAUGCACAGCUAAAGCUAUUAUAUCUAUAUUACGUGCAGUACCUAAAUAUUUGUUAGAGGUGACGCCCUCUAUCGACGAAGCACGUAUACCGAGUCUGCCCUCCAUUCUCACUGUUUGUUCUGGGCACAAACAACAUCAGGCUUUCAGAUAA
Saccoglossus kowalevskii is the source of this 664-nucleotide messenger RNA. RefSeq names its product isoamyl acetate-hydrolyzing esterase 1 homolog. The record is from RefSeq and is a predicted model, not a curated record. Gene Ontology annotation, molecular function: hydrolase activity, acting on ester bonds. Lineage: Eukaryota; Metazoa; Hemichordata; Enteropneusta; Harrimaniidae.